Molecule: messenger RNA, 2562 nt
Organism: Ramularia collo-cygni
Lineage: Eukaryota; Fungi; Ascomycota; Dothideomycetes; Mycosphaerellales; Mycosphaerellaceae
Exons: 1
Coding region: 1-2562 (853 amino acids)
Source: RefSeq, a predicted model, not a curated record
AUGUCCAACAACAACUCGUCCAUUGGACGCUACGCGCUCUACAAGCGCGGCACCGACCGACUUGUCACCUUCUUGAUAGACGCAGCCACUUGCUGUCGCCGCAGCGCCACCGCGAAAGCCACCAAGAGCGGCAAGGUCCAAACAAGCGACCUACUCAAAUGGGCCGAGAUACUUUCGACCUGGAACCCGCCGCCAGACAUCCCAGCUUCAAUCAUUGAGCUCAUCAAUGAUGUAAUCCUCGGACGGACCGCGAGCGCCGUCUUCCAUGUCUCCAUUCAUACAAAGCCGACCACAAAAGAGGCCAAAGACGACGCGGGCCAUCAGUACUUCAUCGAGGUCCUGCACGAGGUCCGUCGGCUGCUGAAGCAGGCCCGACUAAGGGUAAAGGCGGCGCGCAAGCAGGAAAUGAAAGAGGUGGAGUGCGAAGCUCCCACCAACUCCCGAGAAGCUYUCGCCAACUUGUUUGAGCUCUUGCAGGUCGACGAGCCUUCUGAAACAUCCUCGAAAGCUCCAACCAAGCAGAGAGCCAAGACCGCGAGCGCGCCACCAGCGCCUGUGCUCGAGGUCGAUGGAGCGGAAGAGAAGCGCUUCGCGUUGACUUGUUUCCUGCUAGACUUGCAGGAGAUCCGUGCUCUCGCAUGUGAGUCCUGGAACGAGUAUCACAACGGCGAGAUCAGCCUCAAUGUGGCGAGUCGGAUAUCGGAGACGGCCUUUGGAAUCAUGCGUCGUGCCAACAACGUCUUCACGGCGAAAUAUCCUGAUCUCGCGACUUACGACAGCGUGUUGGCUUGUCUUGGUUAUGGAACGGCAUAUAACGACGGACCACGACUGAUCAUCCUUGAGACGGGCGAGGUGAUGGAUCCACAAAGCGCUGCUGCACGUCUUCUGUGUCCAGUCUCUGCAUUUGCAACGAGCAAAGUUCGAGAACACUGGUGCGAUUUAAAUGCUUUGAUCUCGGAAGAGCCAGACAAACUCACCACCAGACCACCGUCAGAUCCCUCAGGCGUCACCAAAUGCCAUGGGUUCGUGCAGACACUGCACCAGCAUUCGACCGACCUCUGGCGUGCGUACUGCCUACGAAUGGAUCGUCCGGCCGCCUCUGAGUUUGAAAGAUGUCUUCGGGCAAUGCAGGCAACCGACAGCAUGUCCAUUUCCACAGUCAGUAACGUCCAGGUCUACCUGCACAUACAUGAAACUCUGGAAACACAUCUGGACGCGGGGUGUGUAAGCAUCGUGGACCAGAUCCUGAGCGUCGCCGACAAGAUUAAAGAGCUCGAAAAGGUCAUGAAUCGUGUGUUCUCCACCGAAGAGUGCUCACACACGGAUUUAGUGAAUCAAACAAUAGCAAUAUUCAAGGAUCUCUCCAAGGGAGAGGGAGCGGCGGAGGUCCUCAAGUCUUGCAUUGAAUCGGUUCGAGAGUCCGACAAGGCGCCAGAAAUGAACAUUUGGCGAAAGUUUCCUGCCGCAGGCUCCCACUGGACGGAGAAUCAUUUGGCGACCUUUCAUUCAUUCGGCGCAGAAUGGGCCGCAAGUGGGUUUCAGAUUAUCAGCAUGGCCCAUCUCUACAAUGCCGGUCGGCGGCUAGGCCUGAUAGAAUCUCCAUGGCCCGAUAUGGAAUGGAUUCUUCGCGAGCAUGGUAACCUGGUCUUGGACUUUGGACAGAAGCGCAGUCCGGGUACCUUUGAGUCCAACUUCGCUCAUGUAACGGGUAUGCCACGUUCACUGGCCGCCCGGGAAAACAUCAGAUUGAGUGGUUGCACCUAUAACAUGCGACCGCGGAGAGCACUCGAGUCUGGCUCACAGCUUUGGAAGGCUGAACGUGAGCAGAGACUUAGUGAUAGGGCCCUCGGUGGAUUCGAGCGCUCGGAGCGUCAAGAGAUCGUGCUUCAGAAGCUCACUGAAAAGGCCGAAGUUGCGAAACACGUCGGCCGCAAGCCUAAGCAGGCGUAUCACUCACCACAGUACACCGGCAUUCAGCUUUUGCGCACAUUCAAGAAGCUGCGAAUCGAGGAUGACAUGAGGAUGAACUUCAGCUACCUUAGAUUCUGGAUGAUAUGCGCAGAUCUGGUUGAGGAGUUAACGAGGAUGUAUCAUGCUCAUGUUAAGGCCACCGGUCCAGAUAUGGCAGACUAUUGGCUUGUAGACCUGCUGCUGCUCGACGCAGAUCGUCAAGAAGCAAAAGAUGGUCAAGGCACCGAACUGUUCAGCUGUGUCAUGGAAUUGAUCACAUAUUUCAUUUCACAAGAGGGCGACAAAUGCGUCACGGAGGCCACGGAGCUCUCGAAAGGUUUCAAUCCGGAACGCGCGAAAGACUUGCCAACGGCUUUGGGGUGUAAGAGUACGGGAGAAGUCUGCGACUGCAGUGUCUGCCUCAUCAGGAACAGCGGUCAGAAUGCUCAUGAGGAACCGCUUGCCAGCGUGACUGCUGAGAGUACUGGAGAAUGUGGAGAUGUUGGACCUGGUGUGGAGCCGAUGCUCAAACCACUGUCUAAGCAUGCCGCGACUGUCGUCGAUGCGAAUGAGUGCGACUGCGACCAAGACGACUGUGAAGGAUGCGCUUAG